Messenger RNA from Emys orbicularis (European pond turtle), 1561 nucleotides. RefSeq names its product granulocyte-macrophage colony-stimulating factor receptor subunit alpha-like. The transcript has 11 exons. Gene Ontology annotation, molecular function: cytokine receptor activity; cytokine binding. The record is from RefSeq and is a predicted model, not a curated record. Gene Ontology annotation, biological process: cytokine-mediated signaling pathway. Bases 122 to 1219 code for a protein of 365 amino acids. Lineage: Eukaryota; Metazoa; Chordata; Testudines; Emydidae. Gene Ontology annotation, cellular component: external side of plasma membrane; signaling receptor complex; membrane.
UAUGCAAUGAUAUUGUCGCUGCAGUACGACAGCUUCAGUCUCAAGCAUUUCAAUCAUCUCUGAGUCUCAGACCCAAAACCCUAAGUUAAACGAGAUACCAGCCUUUUGCAAGGAGGAGUGGAUGUUGCACAUAUAUGGUGCUCUUAGCAUCCCAAAGCAAUUUAUAUGCAUCCAAUUAUCCUCACAACACCUCUGUAAGGUUUCAUUCCUGUCUAUUUCCAAGGAAAAAAGGAUGGCUGCCACUCUAGGACUUAUUUCCAUGGGUUUUUGCAUCAUGUUAUUUCCUACGUUGCAUGCUGACAUUGUGUAUACAGAGUCGAAGUCAUCAUCCUCACCCAUUGCCAACUUGACGCUGAAUCCUGGAAAACUAAAGCUGACCUGGGACAGCAGUGUCACUGUUACUGAAUACAGCUGUUCUAUGCAUGUAGGCGAGCGUGUCAAAAGGGGAAAGGUGUACAAUAAAACCUGCAUGUUUAGCAUGAACAGUGCUGUGCCUAUACAUAAGGGGGCAUUAUUCCAAGUUGAAGCAAUGUACAACCACAUUUCAUAUUCAGCAGAAGCCAGAUUCAUUCCUCAAGGCAAGAUUGGAACAGCUGUUGAAAAUUUCUCCUGUGUGAUUUACAACAUUUCCUUCAUGAAUUGCGCUUGGAAGGCCGGCAGGAAUGCUCCAGAAGAUACCCAAUAUUUUCUUUUCUUUCAAUACUCAAAGGAAGAAGAUGAACAAGAAUGUCCAGAUUACAUAAGAGAUGCACUUGGAAGACCUAUCGCAUGCAGUUUUCAAAAUGUGACAGACAUUAAAAAGAGAGUUUACUUCCUGGUGAAUGGGUCGAGCAACGAAUCGGAGAUUCAGUUUUAUGAUGAGUACAUCACACUAUAUGAAAUAGAAAAACUCACUCCUCCAUUAAAUAUCACAGUAAUCUGUUCUGAAGACCAAGCAGAGUGUAUAGUGCGAUGGAAACAGCCCCAGCUAAGCCAUGUGAAAUCAGAUGCAGAUCUGUGCUUUGAGUAUCAAAUUGACAUUCGAAAUAAGAAAACUAACGCCAAUCCCAAGGAAAGCAGCAGUGAGCUUCCUACAGUAAAAGGAACAAGCUACACAUUUCAGAAUUACAAUGUGAAAAAAAAGUACACCUUGCAAAUCAGAGCAAAGGGAGGUGCUUGUCGCAUAAGCCAGAAUUGGGGGGAAUGGAGUGAGCCCAUUGAGUUUGGUGACCAUGAAUGAUUUCACUCUCCUGAGGCUGACACAGAAAGAUAAAGACCGAAUGUUGCAUGAAUUGGACCAAAACCCAGGACCAUUCGCUGCUAUGCUUUGUGCUGCAAUGAUUCCAGACCACUUGCUACUGGCUUGGCGUGGUAAAGUGUCCUACCGUGGAGGACGAAAUAAGGCAGCCCUCCCCAGAAACCUUCUGCAAAGGCUUUCAGAGUACCUCCAGGAGAGCUUCAUGGAGAUGUCCCUGGAGGAUUCCCACUCCAUCCCCAGACACGUUAACAGACUUUUCCAUUAGCUGUACUGGCCGCAAAUGCAUCCCAAUUGUUCAGGGCAAAUCAAACAUUAAACACAAUU